CGCUAAGCCUUGCGAGUGGCCGGCUGAAGCCCCCACCGGGCCCUCCGCUGCUGCAGCCCGGCUCGGUUGGGUGGGAGCGCUGGGUGGAGGAGGCGGCGGAGUGGUGGCGGCUUGUGGUGGCAUUCAUGGACCAGAGCCUGUGGUUGGCCACGGCGCCUGAGGAGCUGGCCGAACUGGCCGGCGCUUUGCAGCCGCUGCUGGAUGAUGGAGAGCCGGUGUGGGUGGACGACCUCUGCACCCUGCCGUCGCAUGCGCCCCCGAAAACCGCGGCGGCGCUGGCGGGCGGCUUGCUGCCCUGCCUGGAGCGCCUGCUGCGGCGGGCCGGCCGGAGCCCGGGCGGCCUGGAUGCAAGCUUCCUGGAUACCUGGUUCGGCUGCAGCCCCUGGCGCCCGCUGACGUGCCUGCUGGCGUGCGGUGAGGUGCGCCCGGCUGCUGCGCUGCUGGUCUCCCUAGCCAAGGGGCUGCGGAGGGCUGAUCCGGGCGGCGCAGCUUGCUGGCAGCCGUGGCAGGAUUUCAGCAGCAACUUCGCAACCUGAUUGAUGAGGUAUGCGUUGUGCGCGAUGGAAGGGCAGAUGCAGGCGUCAGGGGAAGGUGGAGGCGCCGCCGCGACCGAGGAGGCAGGGGCCCCGGCUGACGCCGCCACCCCACUCGGCAGCUGCUCCGCCAAUGUACGGCAGCUGGCCCUGUUGGCGUCGUGUGCCGUGUGCGAGUGGCUGCCGUCGCUGGCCCACCAAGCCCGGUUCGCCGCCGACAAGGGCCUCACAGAGCAUGCGGUUGUGCUGCUUGCCCGGGUUCUUACAUUGCUACCAGCAGUGGCUUUACAGUGCUGCGCAGUGACCCACGGGUCAGAUAUGUCACAAAGGGGCGCCAUCAGCGGCAACUCAACUGCAGACGGAGCGGGCUGCAGUGCCGUCUUGACCGCUGCAGCCAGGUACGAUGAAGGUUGUGCUGGCGGCACCGACAAUGGUGGGUCUGCUGCUGCUGUUGACGGCGGUGGUGGUGGCGAUGGCGGCUGGCGGCAUCUGUUGCUGGCUGAGGUGGAUGUCGUACCGCUGCUGGGUCUCGCCAUGCAGCUGUUGGAGGGGCAUCGGGGGGUAGAGCUUUCUGAUUGGCCCUCACGAUGGUACGCAUGCGAGCUAAUCUGCAGCUGUUGCGCCUUAGCAGCGGCUUGCCCAGAGCAGGUGCGGCAGGCGGCGGCAGCAGGAGCGGGAGCAGCAGCCGCUGCCAGUACUGCUGCUGGUACGGCGGCGCAAGCGGUGAUUACGCCCCCCUGGAGGCCUGAGCUGCUACGCGCGCUGGCAGCAGAGCUGGGAGAGGCGGCGGAGGAGGUUGGGAGGGACGGGGGAAGCAGCAGCUGUGGAGACGGUGGCAGUGCUGUUGUCGGCGAUGGCGCCGGCUGUGCCUGCGAGCCUUUCAGCGGUGUCCCCAGCAGCGGCAGCACCGCCGACGGAGCCGGCCAGGAGGGUGUUGACCACAGUGGCAUCCACCCCACGACCCUGUCGGCGGCAGCGCAUGCAGCGGAUCUCCUGGCGGUGCAGCUGGAGGGGUGGCGGGAGGGCGCUGUUGCAGGUGCCGUGACGGGGCUGCUUGAUGCGGCGGCACGGGCUAUUGGGUGGCGGGGGGAAGAUGGAGCGCUGACCGCGGCGGUCCUGGUGCCGCCGGGGGAGCUGCGGCGGCAGGGGCUGCUGCGGGGCUGCGGCAAUCCCGGCUGUGCGAACCUUGAGGGGGAUAGCGAGGCGGGGGUGAAGCUCAAGGGGUGCGGGCGGUGCGGGACGGUGGGGUACUGCUGCCGGGAGUGUCAGCUGGAGCACUGGAGGGCGCCUGGGGGGCACAAGGAGGCAUGCGGGAGAGCCGGGGGGGAAGAAAAGCAUAGGUGCUAGUUGCUAGGGUAAGUGCGAACACUAAGGAGGUUUGCGGGGCGGGUGCAAGGCCCGGCUCCUUUUGAGUCCCAGGCGUGAGCGUUGCCAGCGCCCAAGCGGUGACAGCGACGCAGGAAGGGGUGUUCCCAGCAUUGAUGGUUAGCUGAUGUUGUACGGACAGGGAGGAGGUUUGCGGCUGGGAGAGCAUUGGGGCAUGCACUGCUGGCGGUACGGCACGAACCUAUCCUGCUUGCAUGUGUUGCUGCUGUUGUGAUACAGUACGCCGCUUAUGCAGGAUGCUGGCUUCGCCCGAGCCGCCCUAUACCUUUGCUGUCCGAGGUUGAGCAUGGUUGCAGGACGCUGACAUGUUUGGAGCGAUGUGGCCCGGCUGUCCCCCCUGUGUUUUGCAGCCGGUUUAGUGCUACGCGCAAAGGUGGGGGGUAGACAACUCCGGGACCCAAGGGCAACCCGAGGGGUGUGUGAACUGCGAGGGUGUGAGCCCGCAUGGCCUGACCAGCCAGGGGCAACACGAGGGGU
Astrephomene gubernaculifera is the source of this 2396-nucleotide messenger RNA. The record is from the annotation of a GenBank genome assembly. Lineage: Eukaryota; Viridiplantae; Chlorophyta; Chlorophyceae; Chlamydomonadales; Astrephomenaceae.